AUGCACUAUAUCAGACGAAUAGAAAGCAAAGCGGCAGAAAUGUACAGAUUGCGUUUCAUCUAUGGUUUCCUUCAUUUAUAUAUUGGUCAGGAAGCAAUAGCCACUGGUAUGAAACCGGCGAUAUCGGAAAAAGACGCUUUGAUCACAUCUUAUCGGUGUCAUGGAUUUGCUGUGGUACUUGGCAUUUCGGCACGACACAUUUUUGCGGAAUUAAUGGGUCGAACAACUGGAACUUCGAAAGGAAAAGGUGGUUCCAUGCAUAUGUACGGAGAACAGUUUUAUGGAGGCGAAGGAAUUGUUGGUGGUCAGCUACCGGUCGGUACUGGAUUAGCAUUUGCUCAAAAAUAUAAUAGUACAGGCGGUAUUGCGUGGGUAAUUUAUGGAGAUGGUGCCGCGGAUCAGGGUCAAGCCUUCGAAGCAUAUAAUUUGGCAAAAUUGUGGAGUCUCCCGGUUGUAUACGUAUGCGAGAAUAAUAAAUACAGUAUGGGAACGGCAACAUAUAGGCAUUCGGCGAAUACUGAUUAUUACACGCGAGGGGAUCUGAUUCCAGGUGUACAGGUAGAUGGAAUGAAAGUAUUAGAUGUUUACGAAGCUGCGAGAUUCGCGAAAGAUUACGCUCUACGGAAAGGUCCUAUUAUUCUCGAGAUGGUCACGUAUCGAUACUUUGGGCAUAGUAUGGCGGAUCCUGGUACCUCCUAUCGUUCCAGAGAAGAAGUGAAAUUGGUACAAGCCAAACAAGAUCCUAUUAAAUGGUUGACCAAACAGAUAAUUGAUAAUGGUCUAAAAACUCAAGAAGAAAUUGAAACAUACGAAAACGAAGAAUUGGAAAUAGCUAAAAAUGAUCCAACGCCAGAUAUAACGGACGUCGGACUACAUCUUUACGCAAAACCAUUGGAAAAAGUACGCGGUAAAGUACCUUGGGAGAGUUGGUAA
Messenger RNA from Apis florea (little honeybee), 933 nucleotides. RefSeq names its product pyruvate dehydrogenase E1 component subunit alpha, mitochondrial. The record is from RefSeq and is a predicted model, not a curated record. Gene Ontology annotation, biological process: pyruvate decarboxylation to acetyl-CoA. Gene Ontology annotation, molecular function: pyruvate dehydrogenase (acetyl-transferring) activity. Lineage: Eukaryota; Metazoa; Arthropoda; Insecta; Hymenoptera; Apidae.